Molecule: messenger RNA, 4357 nt
Organism: Tribolium castaneum (red flour beetle)
Lineage: Eukaryota; Metazoa; Arthropoda; Insecta; Coleoptera; Tenebrionidae
Gene: pns
Product: pinstripe
Exons: 8
Coding region: 203-3898 (1231 amino acids)
Molecular function (GO): guanyl-nucleotide exchange factor activity; small GTPase binding
Source: RefSeq, a predicted model, not a curated record
GUGUAGAUCCAAAGUUCCAGUCGGUGUAAUGUUCAAGAUGGCUGAAAAACGAAAAGAAAAUAGAGCGUAAAUUUGUAACAUAUUUUUUAUUAAAGACGCAUAAAGUACAAACCGAUAAUAUUAAGCAACAAUGCAUUGUGAUAAAACCAUCUAGAAUCAGCUCUCUGCGAGACAAAUCGUCUUAAGCUUAGGUUAAGUGAAAAUGGCAAAAUUUGCUGAUUAUUUCGUAAUUUGUGGCUUAGACUUGAGUUCAGGUCUCGAACCAGACAAUAUAUCAGAAGACAACUUGCAUGUCUCUCCGUUGGAACGUUCAUACAAAGGCAAAGUUUUGGCACACUAUCCCGAAAACGUGUCUCAUAAUUCCUUUGACGCUUCUGCAGUUUGCAUGUUCUGUUUGCCCCAAGGAUUAAAAUUCCGGACUCAAAAACACUCUGUCACUCAAGCCCCAGUUUUCCACUCAUUUCUUAUAACUCGAGAAGACGGCAAGCGGUGCUACGGCUUUAGCUUGAUUUUCUACGAAGAAGUCCGUAAUAGAGACAUUUGCAACGCCAUGCAAACGCUUCAAGCUAUGUACAUCACGGAAUUAUCAAGUGGAUUAAAAGUCAAAGCGAUCCAAAACACACCUCAAUCCCGAUCUCUACCACGUCAUUUCAAACUCAGUACACAUAAUCCCAGUGGUGCAGCUCUCACCUAUUACGAUAUUUCUAAAGACAAGCUUUUUGUAUCAAAAAGUAUCAGUCUGAUAUGCCAGACAGCUUACGUACAAGCUGCUAAAAUUUUUCUCGAGAAUUUAUUCCGUUGUGUGCCGAAACGUGCGGUAUCUUCGGCAGGUUUAAGCCUUGAAAGUUACGUAUUUAAUUUAAUUUAUGAAGUACAAUUGCCGGCACCCGGAAAAAGUCUUUUAAUCUCAUUGCCUCCAAGUGACCCACAUUUACCUCCAGUUAACGCAGUUUUACAAAGUCCAGCUCCUCCACUUGAACUGCCCCAUCUCGAUUAUUCUCUAAGAUUGUUGUUUAUUUGGCUUGGAGUUGAUAUCGUUAUACAAAUCUUCACUUGUCUCCUAUUGGAAAAUCAAGUCUUGUUACGUAGCACCGAUUGCCAACGUUUAAUGGUAGUGGCUGAAGGUAUCACUUCGUUGUUAUUUCCUUUCACAUGGCCACAUGUUUACGUUCCUAUACUACCUGCCUCCUUGCACCAUUUUUUGGAUGCUCCUGUUCCAUUUGUAAUGGGGCUUUACGCCUCUUCUGAAAACAUCAAGGUGGCGUCGGAAGCAACUCUGUGUUACGUUGAUAUUGAUAAGUGUAAAGUACAAAGACCGGAGGAAAGUGCAACAUUUCCCCAUUUGGAAGCUUUCACCGACGAAAUAUGGGCAGCUUUGGACAAAUAUGGAGUCCAUGUUCCUAAUUCUGAGAAUAGUCGUAGUCAGGAAAUCAUGUCGCGGAGUUGUACCCUGCCGGGGCGCCCCCAAAAUCGGCGCAAACUCUCAAUUCAUGACACUCUCGAUGGGGACAGACCCCCAUCUCCCCCAGGUUCAGCUCGAUCUGAGGCUUUACAACGAAUCGCUGAUAUAGUUAGAAGAACAGGCGUGGCCUUGGACCAGAACGAAGCCACUCAACCUACAGAUUCCUACAUUGAGGAUUUACGUUUUAAUAAUUCAAUUCGAGAGAUUUUCCUCAAUCGUUUCGUUCACAUUUUCCAAUCGUACGAAAAUUUCGUUAUAUUUCCCAAUCAGGAUAAGGACGAUUGGUUCAAUAAUCGUGAUUCAAUGCAAAAUUUCGAUAAGGCGUCUUUUUUGUCCGAUCAACCGGAACAACAUCGCCACUUUCUGUGGAGGUUUCUCGAAUCGCAAAUGUUUGCCACACUUAUCGAUAAUAAAAUUUUAUCCACAUGGGGCGAGCUUGAUAAUAAUUUAAUAAUUUUCGAUAAUCGAAUUAAAUUAUUGAAACAACGCUACGGUGGUGAGAAUUUAAUCAGGUCUUUGUGUUACGAACCGUGUACGAGUGCACACGAUACACAGAAACUUCUAGAACGAAGAUUGACGAAUCCAGAUUUUGAAGCUCCACCACCAAGAGAAAUAAUGAACGUCAAGUCAAAUCCAAGUCGGUAUUUUCCCCUUUUGGAUAAGGAAGUUUUAAACAAGACACCUGUCGUUAAUAAAGGAAGUAUACCUAGAGCGAGUGCACUGCGUAAAGGUUUGUCAUUUACGCGUAAUUUACCUGCUGAGAAAACGAAAAAUCAUCAAGACAUGUCGCCGGCUUUAAUAGCACAAGCAAAUUGGACAUUUGUCGAAAAAUUACUCAAAGAUUGUAAAGCCAAAACUAAAAGAAUGCUAUUGGCAAAGUUGGGAGCCGAAGGUGUAACACUUUCAAGUAACAAUGCUGCUGAUAAUUUCGGAGCAGUUGAAGAAAAUACUUUGGUGGCUUCAUUGUGUGAGUUUUUGGAACGAGUUUGGUCGCAUGGACUUCAGCGGAAAAAGGGCAAAUCGGCUUUGUGGUCACACUUGACCAUAUAUCAGGAGACACAACACCAAAACAGGAAUAAAUAUCUGAGUGAGAGUAGAAACAUUAAGGGGGAUUUACCAACACUUCCCGAUUCGCUUUUAUUUGAUAUCGCGAACGUGCAAGCGAUGACCGACGUGAAAACCGGUAUCGGAAUGGCCAAAGCCUGGGUGCGUUUAGCCCUCGAGAAAAAACAACUAUCAAAACACCUCCGCACCCUCCUUUCGGACCAAACCAUCUUGCGCAGUCUUUACAAACGUUCGGCUUUUCUCCGUUGUGAAGAAGAAAAAGAACAAUUCCUCUACCAUCUCUUAUCACUAAACGCCGUCGAUUAUUUCUGUUUUACCAGUACAUAUGCCACCACUGUGAUACCCUACCGCAUUGUGAUAAUUCCAAACAAAAAGGGUUCAACCACCUCGGCAAAUGCCUGGGUUGUACUCUCGGGUACUCUUUCGGAAACUCGGCGCAUUCCUGUACCUAAAUCAAACAAUUUUGAAUACAAACAUCACAAUUUGGGCGUAUUGACAACACUGAGGAUAGGACAUGACAAUUCGGGGUUGUACGCAAAAUGGAUGAUUGACUAUGUUUUAGUACGAAACGAAAUCACGGGUCACACUUACAAAUUUCCUUGUGGAAGAUGGUUAGGUCGAGGAGUUGAUGAUGGAUCAACUGAACGACUUUUGGUGGGUAAUUUAAUGGCGUUGAAAGUCGAAGGCGAAGAAACGAACCAGAGUGGAAGUAUGGGACGAACACCUCCAAGGUGUCCGUCCCCAGCGGGACUUCCCCGAACCGAAUUAAAACAAUCACAAAUUCAGCACAUGUUAGGUGACUGUGUUAAUAAUAUCGUCAAAUGGCACUAUAGGAGAAACUCUGAGCGAAAUACAACAUUGACGGCUCUAUUAUGUGGCGAAAAUGGUUUGGUCCAUUGUUUGGAAAAUGUUUUUUUCAUGGGGUUCAAGUCGGCGAGAUUAUUCGUUGGGAAAAAUCAUCUCUGGGAUUAUUUCGUACGUGUAAAGGAACAAUUUGAGUCAGAUUUACUAGAGGAAAGUUCAGGUAAUCGAACGGCGAGUUUAGAACGUAAUCAUCAAGAGACCGUCGCUGUUUGGAGAUGCUAUUGUCAUUUAAUUGACGAAAUUAUGUGUACGAGUAAAGCGUUGGGGAAAGACGGAAAAUUUCAGUUGUUUAUUUGUCUGAGUGUCAGGGAGCACUUGCUGCAUCGGAUGUUGGGACCAAUGGCGUUAUGUAAAGUGACACAAGAAAUGUAUGAAGAAAGUUCGUUUUUGAGAAAUCGUGGUUUAUUAACGUUUCUCAGACAAAUUUUAUUGCCAUUGGACGAACUUGAUGUUGUUCUUGAAAAUUCAGUAACUCAUGGAAUUUCAUCACCUUCAUCUCAUGUCUAAUUUUUUUUGUCUAGUCCUUUUUUUUACCACCGUUGAUAUUAUGUUAAUUUUCCAGAGUGAUAUUGUAUAUAUUUUUCUAAGUUUGUAUAUAUUGUUUAAAGUGGCCUAAAUCAUUUACAAAGAACAAGUUUAAUUCCUAUAACCUUGCCAAAGUUAAAUCUAGUAAGCAGAAUUUAUUUUUAUUUUACAUAAUUUGCAUAUCAGUAAUUUUACGUGACUGGGGCAGCUGUCUUCCUUUUCUUUUUUUGUUGGUCUCAGUGUUUGAGAAAUUAAAUUUUGUGAGUUCAUUGUUAUGUGAUAUUGUAAGAAAAUUGUGAAAUUAUUUUGAUGUUGACACAAUUCUUUGUGUGUAGGAUUUGGAAGCCAAAGUAGUUUUGCAACUUAUAGACUCGUAAAAAGAUCCGUUAGAUGAGAUUGUAAUUAAUUGAAAAGUUGUAAUAAUAAAUUCCAUGUAAACUU